Molecule: messenger RNA, 1287 nt
Organism: Trypanosoma theileri
Lineage: Eukaryota; Euglenozoa; Kinetoplastea; Trypanosomatida; Trypanosomatidae
Exons: 1
Coding region: 1-1287 (428 amino acids)
Source: RefSeq, a predicted model, not a curated record
AUGGAUAAAUAUCAUGCAUUACCUGAAGCGUCGUAUAUUCUUGGACGUGUGAAGGGUGACCGUAGUUAUCAUUACAACUCCCGUGAGUCCUUUGAGAAACUCUGCGCGGACAUGGUUCUACUGUGGUCAACACCAGAUAACGGAGAUGCAUUUAGUGAUGAUGGCCCACAACAGCAGAAAAAAGGGAAUGAAGAAGUAAUGGUAGAACUCAAUUCACUUUGGCCGUCAUUUCUCAAAGAGGCUACUCUUUAUGUAGCGAAGGAGUCUCCACUUCAGUCUUCUAGGUCACUACUUGAAGCAAUUGUGGCUUCUGUAGAGUUUUCUGUUGUUAGCAAAUAUGGUGGCAAAAUAGCAGUAGCUAACACUGCAUGCGUGGAAGAAAUUAUACAAAUUCUUGUCUCUGAUAUUUGUCAACGGAAGAUAUCUCUCUCAUCAUUGAUUCCUCCAUUAUGGGAAAUGCAGAAAGUGACAGUAAUAGUUGAACUUCUUCAGGAAUAUUACCUCUUUUGCGGUGAUGCUAAUUCUACAGUUACUACAGAUACUGGUAUUGUUAGUAAUAAUGCUAGUGCUACCACAGUAAAACUUAUAGAGUCAUAUAAUGCGUUAGUUGAUCGAUAUAUUGGAUUAUUUGUAGAAGAAAUGGUGUUCCCUGACUAUUGGAACUUAAACUGGAGUUCUUCCUCCUCUGUGAUACUUGUGAAUGGAGUACAUCCUUCCAUUUAUUUCUGUUUUACUUCUAUGGCUAAUCUAGUGUAUGGUUGGAUGCACCGACCUUACUUAACAGAUAAUAGACCCUGUCAUGAGAUCGUUGCGCGUGUAUGGGAACGUGGAGCAUUAGCCAUUGCCUCCGUUGCAGAGGAAAAACAAUUAAGUUCACCACGGGAAAAACAAAUUCAGUUGGAUACUAUGCAUUUUGUGUUAUUUGCACGUAUGUUUCGUGGGUUUAUAGGUGAAAACUUUUCUAAAUGUGUAACUGUUGCAUUAGUAAGACUUCUGGAGGCUGUGGCUAAAUGUGUUCGAAAGGUGGAAACUUCACAGUCACAGGGUUUUAUUACUUUCGAAAAAGAAAUUUGGGAUGUUCCUCCCAUUCAAGAUUUGGAAUGGCCACGAACGGAUAUUCUGAAAAAUGAUAGUAAUGACGAAGAAGAGAAGAAGACUUCCACUCAUAUUGUUAGUAGUGGUGCCUUCAUACCUUGGUGUAAUGAGUUUAUACGUGCAUCUCAUGUAAAAGUUGCGCAAGGUCCACCAAUGGAUUGGGAACAUACUAUUUUUCAAAAGUUACACUAA